ACAAAAAUCGAUUAGAAAAUUGCGGGUUAAUAGUAAUGCUCCCCAUUUCACACGAACCAGAGCCAUCCAGCACCACCACAAACACAUGGCCGCCACCGCCACUACCGGCGACCGAACCAGCGCGAAGAUCCUGCUCACGUCGCUCUCCGCCAUGGUCGCCGAAUCCGCCACAUUCCCCAUAGACCUCACCAAGACGCGCCUCCAGCUCCACGGCCAGUCCCUCCCCUCCCCCUCCUCCGCCGCCGCCGCUCGCCCCGCCGCCGCCACCGCCUUCCGCGUCGCCGCCGACAUCGUCCGCCGGCAGGGUCUCCCCGGCCUCUACCAAGGCCUGUCUCCCGCGAUCGUCAGGCACCUCUUCUACACUCCGAUUAGGAUCGUCGGUUACGAGAAUCUGAGGAAUGCGGUCGACGCGGGCGAUCGGUCCCUCUCUCUCCCCGGCAAGGCGCUCGCCGGCGGAGUUUCUGGAGUCGUGGCUCAGGUUGUGGCGAGCCCCGCGGAUCUUGUCAAGGUGAGGAUGCAGGCUGCUGGUCGUAUGGUGAGCCGGGGUCUUCAACCUCGGUACUCCGGGCCUUUGGAUGCUUUCGGGAAGAUUGUACGCGAAGAAGGUGUCCCGGGGCUUUGGAGAGGGGUUUUCCCAAAUGCGCAGAGAGCAUUUCUUGUGAACAUGGGGGAAUUGGCGUGCUACGAUCAGGCGAAGAGAUUCGUCAUUCAGAAUCAAAUUGCUGAAGAUAAUAUAUUUGCCCACACCUUGGCAUCGAUCAUGUCAGGUCUAUCAGCUACGGCUCUGAGCUGCCCGGCUGAUGUGGUGAAGACGAGAAUGAUGAAUCAGGCAACAAACAAGGAUGGUAAAGCGAUGUAUCUAAGCUCUUAUGAUUGCCUGGUGAAGACUGUAAAAUUUGAAGGCAUAAAGGCUCUUUGGAAGGGCUUUUUCCCGACAUGGGCGAGGCUUGGUCCUUGGCAAUUUGUGUUCUGGGUUUCUUAUGAAAAAUUUAGAACAAUUGCAGGCAUGUCAUCUUUCUGAUAAACUUGGAGUGUCUGCGAUCACUUUGCAUUGGGUGCAAGGGUAAUCUCAAGUGAGAAUAAGAUAAUGAGAUUCCUCGUUUUUCUGGAUCAGGCACACCAAAUGUCUCUGCUUUUUACAGCAUGGUCAAUUUGCCCUGAGGUGCAAUAGGUAGUCAUAAGUCAUCAUCACUUGCUCUUCAUCUGAUGAAUAACAGGUGUUGCCAACGAGGCAAGAACAGUGUGAUAAUAAUCCAUUUCAGGAUUGCACUGGGGAAGAUGGUGGUGAUGGUCAUCAAAAUGUUGUUACUUGUUUUUGGCUUUUAAAGAGAUAUCGAGAUGCUCUUUGUUUGAA
Molecule: messenger RNA, 1354 nt
Organism: Syzygium oleosum
Lineage: Eukaryota; Viridiplantae; Streptophyta; Magnoliopsida; Myrtales; Myrtaceae
Product: mitochondrial uncoupling protein 3
Exons: 2
Coding region: 86-1021 (311 amino acids)
Biological process (GO): response to cold
Source: RefSeq, a predicted model, not a curated record